Messenger RNA from Sclerotinia trifoliorum, 1338 nucleotides. NCBI's taxonomy places the organism in Eukaryota, Fungi, Ascomycota, Leotiomycetes, Helotiales, Sclerotiniaceae. The record is from the annotation of a GenBank genome assembly.
GCGGAUGGUCAAGAUUGAAAACAUGGGGUAAAGUUACUUAGUGGAUUUCCAUUGACAAUGUUCAUCAACAAUUUAGUCUUUCAAAAUUUCCUUCCUUCAAUUCCAUAACAAUGCUUUCGAGAGCCGGUCAAUCUAUCUUACGCCAGGCGCGUACUCAAUUACGGCCACAAGUUGGUCCUACGCCUGUUGCUUCACUAUCCGCGUUCGCAAGAUUAUUAUCCUCACUGGCCGUCCUGGAACAAAGGGAAGGCAAACUUAACCAUGGUUCACUUGGCGCAGUCACUGCAGCCCAGAAGUUAGGAGGGUCGAUAACUGCAUUUAUCGCGGGAAGCAAUAUCAAAUCCGUCGCUGAGGAAGCAGCUAAAGUUGCAGGAAUCGAAAAAAUUAUCGCGGUAGACAAUGCUGCAUAUGACAAGGUGAGGAGAUCUACUUCCUUAAUAAUCCAGCGAUGCUGCUAAAUUAGCAAUUUCUGAUCCUUUUACUUUAGGGUUUGCCAGAAAAUUAUGCUCCUUUAUUGGUAGAAAAUAUCAAGAAGGGCGGCUUUACACACAUCAUUGCGGGACACACAGCUUUUGGGAAAAAUCUAAUGCCCCGCGUUGCCGCAUUACUUGAUGUUCAACAAGUAUCGGAUAUUACAGGAAUCGAGAAUGAGAAGACUUUCGUGAGGCCAAUCUAUGCUGGGAACGCAAUUGCCACUGUUGAAUCUUCAGACGAAAUCAAAAUCAUUACCGUUAGAGGAACAGCCUUUGCCGCUGCUGCGGCUGAGGGAGGCGCGGCAUCAAUCGAAGAUGGCGUAGAUCCUAAGAUUGAAUCACAGACGGAAUGGGUGUCAGAAGAUCUCGCUAAAUCAGAUAGACCAGAUCUCGCCACUGCGGGCAAAGUAGUAUCUGGAGGCCGAGGAUUGAAAUCGAAGGAAGAGUUUGAUCGAAUAAUGUUGCCUUUGGCGGAUGCAUUAGGAGCGGCUGUUGGAGCAUCAAGGGCGGCUGUGGACAGCGGCUACGCCGACAACAGUUUACAGGUCGGCCAAACCGGAAAAGUUGUAGCACCACAAUUGUACUUGUGUGCAGGUAUCUCUGGUGCUAUUCAACAUUUGGCAGGUAUGAAGGAUAGUAAGGUCAUUGCAGCGAUCAACAAAGAUGCGGAUGCGCCAAUUUUCCAAGUCGCCGAUGUUGGGCUGGUUGGGGAUUUGUUUGAUAAGGUCCCAGAGCUGACGGAAAAGUUAAAGUAAUGUACGAUAUUGUUAGUUUAGAAUCUCCUGGUCUAAUCUAGAACCUUGAGCAUGUCUUCCACAUUUGUAAAUUUUUCUCGUUCCUUUCCAUUACUGUUACCCCUCCUACG